CUUAAAUUAGAAUGGAAAUGUGAGGUGACUGCUAAGGGCCGAUGUCAUUGGAUCUCACAGUUUGUGUUGCACGUGAAAGGCAUCAAGUAAUUUUGCGUGUUGCUGAAGACAAAGCAUUCAUUUAAACCAGUUUGAAUGUAACAUGUGACUUGCCGGCUUGUUUCAUCAACUGUGCAGUUCCGUCCAUGGGCGCUUUGUGAAAGGAUCAUAGCUUCUUCGCACCAGGUAGGCUGAAAAAUAUUUUUCGCUACGGUUUGAUCAUAAUUAAUGGCAAAGUAAUUCCUCUCUGAUAUAAUAUACGGCAAACAAAUUACAUCAAAUUUUAUACCCGCCACACCAAAUCUCUUUUUCAGUGCAUAUUUCAUGGUGAUCUUCUGAUAGCCAUACAUGUAACCAAACCUAUUCAGACGCUUCUCUCAGUAGAGAAAAAAAUGCUUCUGAAGUAUUUUUCCCAAUAUUUGAAGGGAACUAAAAUUAUAACCAAACCUCCUCAUGCGUUUUAUUCUUUAUUAAAUUACAUAGUGUAAGAGCAAAAUCUCGGCCCUUCGUUGAUCAGUGCGGUGUGUCAAGCUCUCCUAUUAUGUAACCGCUGGUGCUUAAACUCACCAAUCUUGACGAAACUGCCUGUUCUUGACAGCCGAAGCGGGUGUAUUUCUUUUUCGAGUCUCUCCAGUUUCAAACCGUCGUUUGAAACACUGUCUUUCGCCGCUUCCCGGCGAGGACUUCAAUAUUAGAUUGAGAAAAUGGGGCGCGAUGUUCAAUCACAAAUAUUGAUCGAGCACCGCUGCCGUCUGGCUCAAUGUGGCGUUGAAUAACUCAAGCAGAAAAUCAUCUAGGAAACCGAUCAUUUGGUCUUUGUCUUUGAAAGCGCUGGCAAGUGUUAUCAGUGAAAAAAUAAUAAUUUCAUCUUAAAAUCACAAUUCUAUCAAUUCUGAAAGGAGGCACAAUAUUUUGUUUUCACUUUAUGUGAAGUAUAUUUGUUUAACACGUUCCCCUCGGCUGAUAUUAAGUCAUGUCAGAUUUACGUCGUAAUCUAUAGUACCAACUGAGCAAUUCUCUCGGUAGUGGGUUUCGAGUACAAAGUUUUGCUUCGCCAUAUAAAUGGUAACAAAAAGCCACACACGCGCUUAAAAUUUGUCGCAUGCAAAUUUCUAUAUAUUUGAUUGUUUACUGUUCGCGACAGGUGUACCAAAUUUAGCCACAAAGAGAAUGUUUAGGAACAUUUUCAACUGAACGAUCGAGAGCUGGAUUUUAAAAUUCCGAGCAAAACCUUUAGAAUAUGGGUUAUAUCAAACCAAGAGCCCAUCAGGGCUCCUGAUCAAACUGAUAUGCAUUGAUUGAAGGGACGGGUCGUGUUGUAUAUCGAUUUAUACGCGUUUGCGUGCGCGGAAGGGUUUUGGGUGAGUGGGUUAGCCGCCCACUUGAAGGAGAACAGGUCGAGCGGAGGAAAUACAUUUGUUCAUUGAAGAUUCCCACCCAAAUAACAGUAUUCUGCAGAGCCAGAGCUGGCGUUUUUGAAUGGAAACUGAAAGUUACAUUGAUCGCCCAUCAACCCCUCCCUUAAAAUCCGUUUUUGACUCGCCCCAACUCUCUGGUAGUAUUAAGGUCCAAGAUGGCGGGAUAGCAUUAUUUCCGGAAAAAAAAUCAUGGAUAGCGCUGCAAAACACGCUUGCUUUGCAGGCUAAAAUAACAGAGAAAUACAUGUAAUGUAGUACGAAGUCAAAAAUGCUUUUUUUCCCUAUUUUCAAACCAGUCUUACCAAUUGUACGCCUGAGAAGCGGGCGCAAGAAAAAAAUGGCAAAAAGUUCUUCGUUCUUCUAAAGCCCCGUGCCAACGGACACAACAUUGUUGGCUGUUACAUGUUGCGUCCGUUUGCACACCCUGUUGCUUGUUGUUGCGUAUUGUUCGGCCUGCGUGGCAGACGCUUGGAAGUAGUGGGCACAAGAAAAAACGCGCGCGCGAGGGAGACACGCCUUCGCCCGUUCUCUCUUUCGCCCACUACUUCCAAGCGCCUGCUACACAGGCUACGUAUUGCUGGGAGUUGUUGCGCGCAGUUUGAAACAGGUCAAUCUUUUGAGCGAACAACUCCCAACAUUUCUUCUGUUCCGUGAUCGCCGAAGCGUAGCGCAACAAUGUUCGAUCCGUUUGCACAACUCUUCCAACAUUUGUUUCGGCGACGCACAUGCAUUACACAUAGUCUCGUUCCACACACAUAUGCUAGUUGACAGUGGGUUAUGACGUGUAUCAUUGACUUUGUGUGACAAUGUACCUUAAAUAUGAGUGAGGACAGCAUUAAGAGUACAGUAUGACAUUACAGUUGCAGUUUCGUUUAUUACGUUCAAAAUUAAGUUUCAGAAAGUUGCAUGAUCUUGAUUUAAAUGAAGCUAUUGAAAUUCAUUAUUUCAUCGCAUAAGUGUUCUAUUGUCGUCGUAAAAGUUUUGAGUACCUUAGUUCGCCGAAGUUUCAGCUGGAAGUUUCAGUGCGUGAAAUCGCGAAAAUUAAGUGACUUAUGUUCCAAAAUUUACGAAAAAUUGCCAAACUAAAGUGCCUCUAAAUAGGGAUUUUUUAAAGUCACUAAAUUAACGUGGCGCCAAAAUUUCAUGGAAUAUUAAGGUAGAUUGUAUCCUUCUUCCCAUGAUGCACUGCAGGUCCCAACAUUGUUGGGAGUUGUUGUAUCCGUUUGCACAUCACUGCCGACACGGACGCAACAUUUCCCAACACUACUGGCCCAACAUUGAUAGCCCAACGAUGCUAACUUGACUCUCCUCUAGAAGACAGUAAAUUUUAAUAGAGUUCAUUAUUCCUUGCCAUGUGGUUCCAAACCUAGACCCAGGGUUUUCCUGGUACGUUCAUACCAAUGAUCCCCUACUCAAUUUUUUUGACUCUUUUAAAUCUUCUUAACAAUGAAAUCCCAAUUCGACGAGUUCUUUGUAUAUGCCGUGAUUCGACACAUGGGGAGAGAGAUAAACACUAAGUCAAUCUGACCACGACCAACAUUUGUUCUUUCAAUCAAGUCGCGUGAGAGUUACACGCGCGCGCGCAAUCAACCACUUUGCAUACUUAUGGCGUAACAGAGGACGGUAGGCAAUUACACUCUGUCACUGGUUCUUGCCACAGCCAAUUGUUUAUCUCCAUGAACCUUACACAGGUAAGCUGGGCAGUGGCUAUCGGACAAAUAAGUUUCAUGAUCGAUCGCUCAAAGCCGCGUCUGAGUCUCUUUGAGAAAUCAGAAAUAACACGUGAGAAAAAAUUCUGGAAACUAAAACUACAGUCGACUCCCGAUAACUCGAACCUUCAAGGGAAAUCGAAAAAAGUUCUAGUUAUCGGGAGUUCGAAGCAAAUAACCGGAAGUAAGGAAAUAAGCAAAUGGAUGGGAAGGAAGGGCAAUUAAGUAACUAAGUAGACCAGAAUGGAUACUGAAUUUGAACUGGAGUGACAAAAAAGUAAAGACAAGGAAUUUACUCGGCUGUUUCGAAAUAAAUUCGAUGUUUCGGACUUCAGUACACGGCUUAUUUCCCGACUUGUCACGCGCUUAUAACAUGAUUCGAGUUAUCGAGGGUAAAAUUUUAUAGAAAUGAUCGGAGGGGAAACAAAAAUUACUUCGAGUUAGCGGAAGGUUCGAGUUGUCGAGGGUUCGAGUUACCGAGGAUAAAAUUAUAGUAAAUGUAAGAAGGAAAUCCAGGGGAAAUUGACAUUGGUUCGAGUUAGCGAGGGUUCGAGUUAUGGGGAAUCAACUAUAGUCUUACUCGGCUAAUUGGCAUGCAAAACACGGCAUAUUUGAAGCUACACCCUGUGGUUUUGCCAAAACUUAUCCGACUCCAAAAAUCCUUCAACGCUGUGGAAAAUGAGAGCAUCAGCUCUUGUCAACCAAAUGAAACACAGGUUUGCCCCUCUCGGUCGUCAUUCAUGUUGUUAUCGAUCCUUUCAAAAUUCCACCAGCAACACAAACAUAUUCGUGCAUAAAUGUGUUUAAUUCAGGAGCCCAUAAACACAGGUCCGGGGGGAGACUCCCUAGAAAAGUGUAGGGGAUGCUCGUUGACUCGCUCAGGGGUAAAAAUUGCAGAUUUUGGUCUCACCUAGGCCUGAGGCAAACGUCGAAUCUUUUAGUCGAACUUAAUUCGUCGAACCUAUUAAUUUUGAAAUAGGCGCAUAAAUGGUGCGACGUUUGCCGCAAUGAAGUUCGACUCAAAUUAAUUGGUUCGACUCCAGCAUAAGUUCGACUUGCCAAGUCGGAUAAUGUGAUAGUGCCAGUUCGGCGUUUCAGCAAACGUCGCUCUAAACACACGCUGAAUUCAAUUCAUAAAUCUUGCAAAUUACAAAAUAAUUGAUUCAAAUGUGAUGGACUGCGCAAGCGUCACAAAAAUACCGACUCCCCCAUCUGCCAGACGCUAUUUCCCCCCUGACGAGCAUGCGCUGUACCGGGACAAUUUCGCUUCCGGGAAUUGCGAGCAAGUCGAUACCAGGCUCUUCAGUGACGGUGUCUUUUUCAAUGGCGUUACGAAUGCGAUCCAGUAGAAACUUAAAUGUAGAUCUAGAUAUCCUGAACUCUUUAAACUGUUUCUCGCUGUCAGUGGUCCAUAGAUUAGCAUUGCGUUGGAAGCGGUGGCAAGACCGACUCAAGACCGCUGCUCCAUUGUUGUUCGCUAACAAAAGCACGGUCAAGCAUGCCACUUGGAGCAAUAGCUGUCUUCUCUGAUACCCUGUACUCAGACUCGGCUGUAUGUAAUGCGAGUCUUCUCUUUCUAUUUUUCGCAAUCAAUUGCCAAAAAAAGGCCCGACGAGCACUGUAUUUCGCCAUUUCUCCGGCCAGUCCUAGAGGUAACUAGCCGCGCAUCGAGUGAAUAGCACGGGAACACGUUCUUAUUCCCGUGUUUUAAUGAAGUGCAACUUGUGAAAUAGGAUCGACGCAUCUUCGACGUUUGUUACCGCGAUGGAAUUAAGUCGACUCUUUGUCGAACCUAUUUUUAAUUUGUUCGACGCGACUUAGAUUCGACGUUUGCCCCAGGCCUUAAGGUGUUAAGGAAGGAACUUUCUUCCCAUAAAGCUAUCUAUCAAUUAGGGUUGUUCGCAAAGAAAAAUCUUUAUAAAAAGAUACAAGCGCCGUCAUAGUGUGCUGUAGUAUGGUCUCAUAAAACCUGAACCACGCCCAGAUCGGAGUGGCUUCAUUCUGAUUUUCCGAUGGGCAUUUCCGUCUCUCUAAUUUGACGGUCUCCCCCUUUCUUCAGGACACAGGGUGUACGGGCCUACCCGGUCCCCCUAUUCAUCAUACAGCCAUGAAAUGCUGCCUCCUCCAAUGGCAUUCCCAAGACUAAGCGGAGAAGCACGGAUCAAGGGAAGGGUGGGAUAUAAGCGACUGGGAUCGACGCAGAAAAAGUGGACUACUGUCGUAUUCCUCUUAUGUGAUAUUGAAUACGUGCACGUGCAGUCACAUGAUUUUUUUCCUUAACAAACACCAUAUCAUGAAAGGUCAUUAAUCACAUUAGGUUUGAGCCAUUUAUAUCCUGUUAAAUGCCAUUGUUUAAUUACAUCCGGUAGGGUCAAAAGCACGGUUCUUUUUCUGUGCUAGUGUGGCCAUUGACAGGCGUACAGACAAUAGAAAGAACCGAACUAACAUUGACAGCAAGGACUGUGCGUGGGGAUCGCUUUGAAAAGACCUUUUUGUAGCUGAGACAGGUAAAAUUAAUGUGACUAAGCCAAUUUGAAAUUCAUACUUUGCUUCCAGGUUUUGGGGAAUAAAAUAACAGAAAUGUAUACUUCAUCUCUACAUUUCAACUCAGUUGACGUCUCUUAUUUUAUUCCCCGCACGACUCGAAGCGAAGUACUGUAUUCAUAAUAAUAUAUUUAAACUGGUCUACAGUCAACUCUCUUUAAGACGGUCGACACCUUUGGCACCAGCGUUAUGUGUCCAUCUUGUAGAGGUGUCCAUCUUAGCGAGGUGUCCGUUGCGAGAGAGUUAACUGUAUAGACCUUGUCACGGUUUUUGACGAGUAGGCAAACGCGUGAGAAAUUACAGCCGUUUGUAUAUGAGAAUCUAAUGUCGAAAAAUUUCCGUAAAACGGCUGGUUUAAAAAAAAUAUGAAUUGUAAACUAAAGCUUCACUCUUAAGUAUUCUACUGAAAAAAUUUGAGGGCAUUACAUGCGCUAGAAGACCUAGAACCUUCUUUAAAAAUUUUCUAUACAUUUGUCUGUAAAAAUUUCCCGGGAAAAAUUGCAGACAAAUAUAUGUAAAAUCUAAAGCAAGCUUCUGGAGAAAUUGAAGCACAGUAACGGCCCCGAAAAUUUGUCAGUAAAAUCCUUUGCUGUGUAGCUUUAGUUUACAAUUCAUAUUUUUUUCCAGAACAGCCGUUUUACGGAAAUUAUUCGACACUAGAUUCUCAUAUAAACACUGUAAUUUCUCACGCGUUUGCCUACUCGUCAAGAUGGCGUCGAAAACCGUGACAAGGUCUAUUCCUUCAAUGCUUGUUUCAGUACCGAGGCAAAAUAGAACGAAACACGGAUGCACCUACGGACAAAAACAAACCUUCUCGAACAUUUUUCAUAAACAGAUAAUGUUUCUGUAGGAAACUACUGUAAACUGAUAUCAUUUUACAAAAGCAACAGACUGCGGGAAUGUUUCUACAGGAGUCCAUUGACAUUUCAUGCGGGUAAAAAAACCGAAAGAACGAAAUGAAUUACCAAAGAAUGAUGCAUCGAAUAAUGCUUGAGUCAUACACGUUGCCAUCUCGUCGGAGCUGUUCUGGGAUAUUCACACAACAUCACUCAACAAAAAUACCGGAAAACACUCAAGGUGUUUGAGCCCACAAGAAUGAACAACUCAACCACAGCUAUUCACUGAAACCGCUGGUCACUGCGGUUCAGGUAUAUGUGAUUCAGGGUACAAAUACAGCAAAUAGGAUGCAUGAAUCAGCCAUUUGAUGAGUGCCAUCACGGCUGCCCUGGCGUUUUUAUGACACGGGUACAUGGAAGCUGCUCGUGCCGGUUUUGGAUCCUGAUCAGUCUCGCAGUACUUUUACUUAACCUGACACUGCGGGACGUACACGCAGACUGCGAGCAGUCUCUUAUUUUUCUUUGCAAAGCCACUCCACGCGUAAACCAUGCACGCGAACGGCGAUUCCCUUAAGUCGUUGUUUAUAAUCGCGCUGGCUGGGGUAAGAAAUGGACGGAUUUUAAGAGAAAAGGAAGGCUGCAGCAGUGUACCACCGACCGUACAAAUCUCUGGCAGUGAUCACUCCUCGGCCGAGUUGUUCAAAGCUGGGUUAAGAUAACCCAGGGUUAAUGCGAGAUUUGAAUUCAGAUUUGAAAGCUUAAAAAGCAUUUCAGUUUUAAUUGUUUUUGUCUACAAGUUGAUGAUUGGAAGCACUAAAAGUGUCAGAGAAAAUUAUCCGAGAAAAUGCUUUUGAACACAAGAAAAAGAAACCAAGGUUAAAUUUAACGCCGGGUUAAGCGCUAAUCGGCCUUCGAUCAACUGGGCCCUGGUGUACUAUUUAAGGCAAUGACCUGGGUCGGUGUCGUGUUGAAUUACACUAUUGGCCUGUUUUGAGGAUAUAAAUUUUAACCCAUGCAGUUUCCUGCACAACCCGGUAACAGCCAGUAGGAGCUGUAGGGCCCCUGGACAGGGUCCCCGAACAGUCCCUUGUUGCAAUUCGGCACAAUACCGACCCAGUCCCACAGUCAGCUUCAAAAUAACCAAUCCCUGAUCUUCCGUGAGUAUUCUAGGGGAGCCUACCAUUUACACGAACCGCCUGGGUGGAGAUCUUAUGCAUAGACACAACUAUAGAAUUUGACGUAGAGAGAGAACGACCUGCUACAAAAUCUAUCCAAAUAUGCUGAACAUACUAAAAAGAGUAGAAAAAUUGCGUCUCAUCAAAGGCGUUUGGAGGGGAAUUGAAGAGAAAGGGAGUUUUAGGUGAGAAAGAAAAGCGAGGGCCGGGACUCUCUCUCUCCUCGCGUGCCCCUCGCGUUUCUCUCGCGCCUAAAACUUCCUUUCCCUUCCCUUUCAAACGUCUGCCACGCAGGCUAUAUUUUCUGCAGCUUCCCAAAAGGAUGAAUGGCGCGAAGCGUUUGAUUUUCUAACCUGAUUUCCUGAGUAAAUCGUAAGGACCUCUAAUCUUAUGUAGAGAUAACCUCUUGCUCCAUCGUCGGGGUGCCUUGACUGUACUUGUAAACAGACUUUUAAUAAGAAUGUGAACGUUUCUUUUACUUACAGGUGUUAUUAGCUCAAGAAUAUGAGGACACCUUCAGAGGCCAACUCAGGUGGGAGCCAGGCUCAUCACUCAGCUUCCAGUGGUGUGGGUCCCAAUCGCACCAUGGAGUCUGAAACACAGAAUGGUCACGUGGGUGUGCUCGAUUCAGAGAAAUCACGUGUCACCAGAAGAAAACCAGACGAAAACCAGACAAAAAUUGCCUCUUCCCCUAAGAUCGUCAGAAGUCAAAACGAUAUAAUUAAUUUGUCACCAGGCCUACCUGGUGUCAGCGUUGCUAUUUUAGGAUCCGUCAUGUUGCUUUGGCCACCGGUGUGCGUUGCGUUCUUUUGGCUGUCCUGUCACUCUUAUCAGUGCUCGUUAGGAAGUCUGGGAAAGGUGGUCCUCGGCAAGGUAUCCGACGGAACUAUUAUCACUUUCUGUAGGCAGGUCUUCCCAGCGGUAAGCAGCGAAGCAAUCAUUUUGUACAUGGCUUGGAUGAUACUGCAGGUGAUUUUAUUCAUUGCGCUGCCCGGCCGCAUCAGAAGAGGCACUGCCACGCCAGCCGGGAAUGUGCUUAGUUACAAGUGUAAUGGUAUUAGUGCUUGGGUGGUGUCACACCUUUUGUUUCUCAUCUUGGUGAAGAAGGGCUUCAUUAAUGCCACCAUCAUCAGCGACAACUGGGGAGCCCUGAUGGUCAUCAGCAACGUGUUCGGAUUCGGCCUGGCCAUGUUCGCUUAUGUGAAGGCGUACUCUUUUCCGAGUCAUCCCGAGGACCGUUGCUUCAGUGGAUCGGCCUUUUACGAUUUUUUCAUGGGCAUUGAGCAUAACCCGAGAAUCGGUUCUUUUGAUUUCAAACUGUUUUUCAACGGACGGCCAGGAAUAGUCGCUUGGACUCUGAUUAACCUGUCCUUCGCCGCCAAGCAAUACAAUGACUUCGGCUAUGUCACCAAUUCCAUGAUCCUGCUCAACAUUCUGCACGGAACCUACGUCGUAGACUUCUUCCUCAACGAAUCUUGGUACCUGCGCACAAUAGACAUCGCUCACGAUCACUUUGGUUUUUACUUAGCCUGGGGCGACACUGUCUGGCUCCCUUUCAUGUACACCCUCCAAAGUGUCUACUUGGCCCGGCAACCUGUAAGCCUGCCCUGGUGGGGCUGCGUUGGCACGUUUCUUCUGGGUCUGACCGGAUAUUUUAUUUUCCGUUCAGUCAAUCACCAGAAAGAUUACUUCCGGGUUGAGAUGAAGGCGAAUGGCAAGUGUACAAUCUGGGGGAAGCCAGCGCAGUACAUCAGGGCAUCCUAUCAAACCACGGACGCCGAGCAAAAGAUGUCUUACCUACUCGCUUCUGGCUGGUGGGGACUGUCACGCCAUUUCAAUUACGUCGGUGACCUGAUGAACGCGCUGUCGUACUGCUUGGCGUGUGGCACUGGUCACAUUUUACCGUAUUUCUACUUCCUCUUCAUGUUCAUCCUUUUGAUCCACCGCUCGUUCCGCGACGAUGUCAGGUGCAGGCAGAAGUAUGGAGCGUACUGGGACAAGUACUGCCAGCUCGUACCAUAUAGAAUCAUUCCUUUUGUGUUUUAAAGAACACUGUUCAUGUAUAAACGUAAAC
This is a messenger RNA of Porites lobata, 9795 nucleotides long. Lineage: Eukaryota; Metazoa; Cnidaria; Anthozoa; Scleractinia; Poritidae. The record is from the annotation of a GenBank genome assembly.